Messenger RNA from Oncorhynchus keta (chum salmon), 2073 nucleotides. Its product is annotated as gastrula zinc finger protein XlCGF57.1-like. NCBI's taxonomy places the organism in Eukaryota, Metazoa, Chordata, Actinopteri, Salmoniformes, Salmonidae. Gene Ontology annotation, biological process: regulation of transcription by RNA polymerase II. The record is from RefSeq and is a predicted model, not a curated record. Gene Ontology annotation, molecular function: RNA polymerase II cis-regulatory region sequence-specific DNA binding; DNA-binding transcription factor activity. The coding region runs from base 82 to 1866 and encodes 594 amino acids. The transcript is spliced from 3 exons.
GGAUGGGCGCGUUUCGACUGUUUAAUCUGUGGGGAGACCUUUCAGUCCUUGUCAGCCCGCACAGAGCACAAGAAGAGCCAUAUGGAGCAAGGCGCUUACCAGUGCUCACAGUGCCACAGGAAGUUCAACUGGGCGUCGGCCAUGGUGAGACACCUGAAGGUUCACACAGAGGGCACUGAGGUCAAAACGCAGGAACUUACAAAAAGCCUGAAGUCUGAGAAAGAGGAUAUAGGGAUUAAAGAGAUUGUAGGAGAGGUGGCUAUUGAACCCCCUGAAACAGACCCGGUGUUGGAGGAUGGAGGGAAAUCCUGUCACAAUCCACAGGAAGGAGCUGGUCAGUCCACUUCAUCUGAGCCUGCAGUGUUGGUGCCUGGACUUCUGGACAAGGUUGUAACACUUGUCAAGGUCCGUACCAGUGGUAGGAAAACGAAACCGACCUUGAAGGUGCAGAUGGUGAACCUGCAGAAGCUCAAGGGAAAGGUUGCCACCCCAAAGAGGAGGACAGAUGGAAGCUUGAUGAACCCCCAGGGUUUCACACCAUUGCAUUUUAAGAGUGAGGAACACUCCUAUGGCUCACCAGUGGUCUCAACAAAGGAAGGAGAUACAGGUUUUCACUUCUACUCUGUUGGUCCUUCAGGGUGGUGUCCAUUCGUCAACUCAGACGAGGCGUCCGUCCAGCAGCACAUUGAGACGAACCACUCGGGGGAAGAGCAGGAAGAUGCUCUGUCUGCUCCGCACCAAACAGGCCAAGCGGGACACUAUGAUUGCCCAGACUGUAACAGCAGCUACAAGUUUCAGUCCUUACUGAAAUACCAUCGGCGCGUCCACACCGGCGAGCGCCCAUACGUGUGCCCUCAGUGCGGACGCCGCUUCUCCUUCAAGCAGUCACUGGAGAGGCACGGACAGACACACAAGGAUGGGCGCAAGCAUGACUGUCUGAUCUGUGGGCAGAACUUCAAGUCCUUGUCAGCGUACACAGAGCACAAGAAGAACCACAUGGAGAACGGUGUGUAUCGGUGUUCGGAAUGCGACCGUCGGUUCUCCUGGAAGUCUGCGCUGGUCAGACACCUCCGGACUCACACGGAGAACGCCACCGAGGCUGAGCUCUCUUACAAAUGCCCACGGUGUGACUUGGGAUUCAGCAGUAGUACGUACCUUAACAGGCACCUGCUCACACACCAAGAGGAGAGGUUGCAUGUCUGCAGCUGUGGCAAGAACUUUGCCUACAAGGCUGCUCUGACCGCACACCAGCGCACCCACCUGAAAGAGAGGCCACACCAGUGCAAGCAGUGUGGAAAGGGUUUCCUCUACAAGGGAGGGCUGGUAAGUCACAUGAAGAUCCACUCCGAAGAAAUGCCUUUCAUGUGCUCAUUCUGUGGGAAGAGCUUCAAGAGGGAGAGGAACAUGAAGAAACACGAACGCUGCCACACCAGGGAGAACGUGUUCAGCUGCUCGCAGUGCGACAAGACCUUUGUGUACAAGGCCACACUGACCAGGCACGAGCUAACCCACUCGGGGGAGAGACCGUUCCUGUGCUCCGAUUGUGGCAAAGGGUUUUUCUCCCAUGCGGAGCUUCUAAAGCAUGAGCGCUUCCACACGGGCCACAAGCCGUUCCAGUGCUCCCACUGCGGGAAGCAGUUCACCCAGUCCUGCUACCUGACCAUUCACCUGCGCUACCACACAGGGGUACGGCCUUACUCCUGCACCCAUUGUGACAAGAGCUUUCUCAGCGCCAACCGUCUAAAGAGACACCUGAGAACCCACACAGGAGAGAAACCCUACCUGUGUUCAGAGUGUGGCAAAGGAUUCAAACAGUCAUAUCACCUCAAGAUGCACCAGCAGACUCAUGCCACCAAGAUUUACUGAGGCAUGAUUGUGUCUCUGUCCAGAUUUCAGUCAAAUGGUUUGGUAGAAUGUAAUAGUGAGUUAGCUGUCGACAGUAGACAUCAGGAGUGUUAAAAUAUAAAUACUGAAUAAUAAUAUAAAUUCAAUAUGCAACAAAUUCAAAGAUUUUAGUGAGUUACAGUUCAUAUAAGGAAAUCAUUCAAUUGAAAUAAAUUCAUUAGGCACUAA